GGAGCAGCUGGUGGGAAAGAAAAAAAAAAGAACUACAGCACAAGUUGCUGCUAAGAUCGCACAGCAGCCUGGUUACUAUCACAUCGAACAUGGGCUUGGAAAGGUGAAAUACUUCAGCCGACGACUGCUUUUUCCUUCGGCGUCGACAAUUUCCUGUAGAACUACCUACCCGACCGCGAAAAAAUACCCCCAGCUAUGUCGUGACAAUGAAGACAGAUUUCAAGUUCUCCAACCUGCUGGGGACGGUCUACUGCCGGGGCAAUCUGCUGUUCAGCCCGGAUGGAACCUGUCUGUACUCGCCCGUGGGAAAUCGGGUCACGGUCUUCAACCUGGUAGACAACAAGGCGCAUACCCUUCCCUUCACCCACCGGACCAACAUAUCGAGAAUCGGCCUGAACCCGCAGGGCAAUCUCCUGCUCUCCGUCGACGAAGGCGGCAAUGCCAUCUUGACCAAUGUUCUACGGCAAAUCCCCAUAUACCAUUUCUCCUUCCGACAUCCCGUCACCGCCCUCGCCUUCUCUCCGUCGGGACGCUACUUUGCCAUUGGCUUAGGUAGGAAGACCGAGGUGUGGCGCGUCCCGUCGACCCCCGAGUCCAACCCGGACGGCGAGCUGCAGUUUUCGCCCUUUGUGCGCCACCGCACGUGCGCCGGCCACUUCGACGAUGUCCGCCAUAUCGAGUGGUCGCACGACUCGCGCUUCCUCCUGACUGCCUCGAAGGACAUGACGACGCGGAUAUGGCCGAUAAACCGCGUGAAAAGCUUCACCCCCACCGUCUUGCCGGGCCACAAGCAGGCUGUCGUCGGAGCCUGGUUUUCAAAAGAUCAAGAAUCCAUAUACACGGUCAGCAAGGACGGCGCCGUCUUUACUUGGCGGUGGGCUAGGCAUCCCAACGCGCCGCCGAGAGACGAGGACGAGGACGAGGACAUGGAGGGCGCCGACACGGAUGAUAUGGGCUGGAGGAUCGUCCAGCGCCAUUACUUCAUGCAGAACAACGCGCGCGUUCGGUGCGCUUCUUACCACCCCGAGGCCAACCUCCUGGUGGCUGGCUUCUCCAACGGCAUAUUCGGCUUGUAUGAGAUGCCCGAUUUCAAUGCGAUACAUACCCUCAGCAUAUCGCAGAACGAUAUCGACUUCGUCACGAUAAACAAGAGCGGAGAAUGGCUGGCCUUCGGCGCCUCUAAGCUGGGCCAGCUCCUCGUCUGGGAAUGGCAAUCCGAAUCCUACAUCCUAAAACAGCAAGGCCAUCUCGACGCUAUGAACUCAUUGACCUAUUCGCCCGAUGGCAAACGUGUCGUGACGGCUGCCGACGAUGGCAAGAUCAAAGUUUGGGAUGUCGACUCGGGCUUCUGUAUCGUUACUUUUACUGAGCACACGAGCGGCGUGACGGCGUGUGAGUUUGCGAAGAAGGGCAACGUCCUCUUCACCUCGAGCUUGGACGGUUCCGUACGAGCUUGGGAUCUCGUUAGAUAUAGAAACUUCCGGACCUUCACAGCGCCGACACGUCUUUCCUUCUCUUGUAUGGCAGUUGAUCCUAGUGGCGAAGUUGUCGCCGCAGGGUCUUUGGAUUCGUUCGACAUCCAUAUCUGGUCCGUACAGACUGGUCAGCUGCUUGACCAGCUGUCCGGCCACGAAGGCCCGGUCUGCUCGUUGGCAUUCUCGCCAAAUGGCAGCCUCCUCUUUAGCGGCAGUUGGGACCGGACCGCCAGGAUGUGGUCGAUAUUCAGUCGGACCCAAACAAGCGAACCUCUACAGUUACAAGCGGACGUACUAGACAUCGCCGUUAGGCCGGAUUCGGCACAGCUUGCGAUCUCUACAUUAGAUGGCCAGAUAUCAUUUUGGUCCGUCUCCGAAGCCGAGCAAGUGUCAGGCCUCGACGGUCGGAGGGAUGUGUCGGGAGGUCGGAGGAUCACCGACCGCCAGACUGCCGCCCACGUGGCCGACACCAAGAGCUUUAAUACUAUACAAUAUAGCGCCGACGGUAGCUGUAUCCUAGCGGCAGGGAGAAGCAAGUACAUAUGUCUCUAUUCGGUGAGCACGAUGGUCUUGCUGAGAAAGUUCACCGUCAGCAUCAACCUAUCGUUGUCGGGAACGCAGGAGUUCUUAAACAGCCGACACCUCACGGAAGCGGGGCCGGAGGAGUUGAUCGAUGACGAGACGGAUUAUUCAGACCGUGAAUCUCGACGGGACAAGCGCCUUCCUGGGUCCACACGCGGGGGUGAUCUAUCCGCGAGGAGAAAGAUACCAGAAGUAAGAGUGACCAGCGUGGCCUUCUCGCCUACUGGCACCUCGUUCUGUGCCGCGUCGACAGAAGGGCUUCUCAUAUACAGCGUAGACAACAUCCUCCAAUUCGACCCUUUCGACCUGAACAUGGAAAUCACUCCGGCGUCAACCCUCGCCGUCCUCGAGAACGACAAGGAUUACCUAAAGGCGCUAGUAAUGGCGUUCCGCCUCAAUGAGCCAGGGCUGAUAAAGAGGGUCUUUCAAGCGGUACCCUACGUAGACAUCCCGCUGCUGGUGGAGCAGCUCCCCUCGGUAUACGUCGCGAGACUGCUGCGGUUCGUCGCGGCCCAAACCGAAGAAUCACCACACAUGGAAUUCUGCCUGCUGUGGAUCAAGGCGGUGGUCGACAAGCACGGGCCCUGGCUCGCGACGAACCGGAGCAAGGUCGACGUCGAGCUGCGGGUCGUCGCGAGGGCGAUCACGCGGAUGCGGAACGAGAUCAAGCGGCUGGCGGACGAGAACGUCUACAUGGUGGACUACCUCCUCGAGCAGCCCAGCGCCGAGACGGCAUGGGGCGCGAUCGGGCGAGACGGGCUGCUCGCCAACGGGAACGGCGACAGCGGCCCGAUGAAGAUGCUCACGCUGGGGGAGGAAGCGCUCGGCCGCGAGGACCAGAUGCAGUCCGGCAGCGAAUCGGAGGGCGGAUGGGUCGGCCUUGAUUGACGAUGAUUACUGGGGCCUAACGAUAUGCCUACGGGCGAGUACAUAGAGCGAGAACGCGGGUCAGCGAGCCACCCGACUACGACGGCGCCGCACCCGUGCUGGCGGUCUGCGGACCCUACCCCGUAACCGGGUCUAGUUUACCUCCGCCCGCGGUGCCCGUCCGCCAACGAGGUCUCCUGUCAGGGCGGGGCGAGCGAGAUCUCAUCCCGGCAAUGUCGCACCGCUGCUGCAAUAUACCAUGAUACCACUUCGUUUCUACGUCUCUAUGCCCUCUCUAAGCGACUGAUAAAUGCCGUGCUGCGUAUUCGAGAAUAGAGCCUGAGGGCCGCGAUGACGAGCGACCGAGGCAGGGUUGGAGGGCUCGGAGCGGAAUCUGACGGUACUCGGCCAGACAGCCGACGAAAAAA
Durotheca rogersii is the source of this 3352-nucleotide messenger RNA. Its product is annotated as periodic tryptophan protein 2. The record is from RefSeq and is a predicted model, not a curated record. The transcript has 3 exons. Gene Ontology annotation, cellular component: Pwp2p-containing subcomplex of 90S preribosome; small-subunit processome. Gene Ontology annotation, biological process: ribosomal small subunit assembly; maturation of SSU-rRNA from tricistronic rRNA transcript (SSU-rRNA, 5.8S rRNA, LSU-rRNA). NCBI's taxonomy places the organism in Eukaryota, Fungi, Ascomycota, Sordariomycetes, Xylariales, Xylariaceae. Gene Ontology annotation, molecular function: protein binding. Bases 207 to 2945 code for a protein of 912 amino acids.